Messenger RNA from Gambusia affinis (western mosquitofish), 858 nucleotides. RefSeq lists its product as uncharacterized. The transcript has 6 exons. The record is from RefSeq and is a predicted model, not a curated record. Lineage: Eukaryota; Metazoa; Chordata; Actinopteri; Cyprinodontiformes; Poeciliidae. The coding region runs from base 1 to 789 and encodes 262 amino acids.
AUGGACGAGCCGGAUGUGGCCAUCUUGUGUCGGUCAGACGAGGAUGAGGUCGAUGUGCGGCAGUCCAGUCUGCUGGAAACCAGCUCUCAAUCGGCUGACGGUCCGAUAACGGACACUGAGCCGAGCAGCUGCUGCUCUGGGAAGAAAGGAAAACCAAACUGCUCCUUCCAGCUGCUGUCUCUGGGGAUUCUGUCCGUCUUGCUGCUGGCCAGCAUCGCCGUCAUCGUCUGGAUCAGCGUUGACAUGAUGAGCCAUAAGGGAAAGCUGGACGACCUGAAGAAAGAGAACAAGCGCCUGAACAUUAAGAAGAGUCUUCUGGAGAACGUGACAGAGCAGCUGAUCGGGGAGCGGGACGACCUGAAGAGGGCGCUGCAGGUCAUCCUGAUGCACGACAACUUCCCAGUAAACCAGUUCUGCCCAGACAAAAAGUGUCUGCCCUGCCAGAAGAGUUGGGAGAGUUUACUGGAAAAGUGUGACCAGUUUUAUGACCAAAACUCCGGUCAGAAUCCUGGGAAAAGAGCCCGACUGUACUGUCAAAACGCAUCCGCAGACCUGGUGGUCGUUGAUAACGUCACAGAUCAGAGUCCUGCCAGUAACCAUGAGAUGAAUUUCUGCUCAUUGGGCCAAACCGACAACAACUGGCUCUGGAUUGAUGGGCGGAAUGAAAGUCUUGGGUUCUGGAUGACCGGAGUGGUUUGGUAUUCCGGUCCGUAUGCCACGGUGAUAACAUGGUGGAAAUCCUCAGUAUUCACUCCAACAUCUCUGUUUGGAAACAUCUUCAGCUGUUAGACUGAAAGUCAGCAGAAGCUUCACAUGAUGCUGUUGUUGCAUGCAGAUUUAUAACUUCAUUUAAUUACA